Molecule: messenger RNA, 810 nt
Organism: Uloborus diversus
Lineage: Eukaryota; Metazoa; Arthropoda; Arachnida; Araneae; Uloboridae
Exons: 4
Coding region: 79-543 (154 amino acids)
Source: RefSeq, a predicted model, not a curated record
AAAUGCGUUCGCUUUCGACACAUUCCAUUUUCUUCUACAUCAAAACAUUCAUUUUGCCAUUUCAGGACGCAGGUAAAGAUGAAGGGAUUGAUUUUCGUCACAUUCGUUCUUGCCUCCUUGACUCUUUCUAAUGCCAGUAUGCCUUACGAACUUAGCAGAAUGCUGGGUCUAGCAGCCAAUCAGCAGAAAGAGAACGACAAGAUCUCCCGAUCAUCGCUUCCGGUUACAACCUUAGUUUCGGAGGACUUUACAGAGCAAUUGACCGCGACAUCUGGUGGCUACAGGGGACGAUCUCGACAAGACGAAGACUUUAGGAAAGCUUCUGUCGAAGACUCCAGGAAAGCAUCUAUCGAAGACGCUAGAAAACGGUUAGACAGCGGAGAUGUCUCGAUCUACACUCCUCCUCCUAUACAAAAAGUGGAGUGUCACAUCGAAUUUCAAGUGACUCAACGAGUUCCCGGACGUUGUACCAAACUAGGCGGAAGUAUACCUGCAUGUCAGGCAGAGCAGUACGUUGGAAUAAACUACAGCGAGUGCAGUUAAGGCACCACUGAAGAAGAAACUAACACCACACAGUAUCCUGCAUCCUCAUCGAAAAUUUAGCAUUUUCUUUUCAUUUGGUGAAAGCUCUGCAUGAUGGUACGAAUUGGCAUCUGUACCCUUGUAUUAGAGACAUUAUGAUCUUUUGACAUAUAUUUUCAAUUUUAAUCUUUAUUCUCAUUUUUAUGUGUAUUCAUGACAAAUGUCCAUUUUUAAUGUGCUUUUGCUUUAUUUAUUGAACAUACUUUCAAAAUAAAUCUUAGCAACCGA